AUGUUGGCAAUCAAUUUUCCUCUCGUCUUCACACUUUUUUCGCUAACCCUAACGCUUUUCUUAGCCGCUCUCGAUAUUGUCAUUGUUAUUACGCUGUAUGAGACGAUCGGUAGAAAAUACAAUGACUACGCAAGUAUUGGAUGGUUGGUUACCGGCUACUCGCUGCCCAGUGCCCUGUUCACGCUAUUGUGGGGUCGUGUUGCUGCCAUCGUGGGACUAAAAACAAGCUUGACGGCUUCUAUCAUUAUAUUUGAAAUAGGAUCUCUGAUAGUGGCCGUUUCAAACUCGAUGGGAAUGCUUAUUGGAGGUCGGGUAGUUGCUGGCUGUGGUGGUAGCGGUAUCCAGUCGUUGGUGUUUGUCGUUGCUACGUCUCUGGUACAGGAAAGAAACAGAGGCCUUGUAAUUAUGAUUUUGGGAUUUGCUUUUGCCGUGGCUUUUGCAAUCGGACCCGUACUAGGAGGUGCAUUUACAGAGAAUGUAACAUGGAGAUGGUGUUUUUUCAUAAACUUGCCUAUUGGUGGUCUGGCCUUGUUUUUACUGGUUCUCAGCUAUAACCCAGAUGACACAUUUUGGUACGACUCUUUGAAAGCGCAUUGCCAAGCAAUCAAAAAACUUCCGUAUAAGAACCUGACCACAAAAAAGACGUGGUAUCGAGCUUUCCGAUUUGUUGCUUUCGAACUAGAUUUUAUUGGUUUCGCUUUGUCGUCCUCCGGAUUUGUGCUCUUUCUACUUGGAGUCACAUUCGGCGGAAACGAGAACCCACGGCAUUCGGGAACUAUUAUUGCGUACUUGACAGUAGGUGGAUUUCUAAUACUUUUCUGGGUAUUGUUUGAUUGUGUGAUUCUAUACUACUGGGCUUCCCUUCACCACGUUACGCAGCCCGUUCCAUUGCUGAGAAAAAAGUUGUUUUUCCUCCCUGGGAUCGCCACGAGUGCCCUUGUGGUGUUUUUCGGCUGCUUAGCAUUCAACAUGCAGUCCGUUUACGUUGUACAGUUUUAUCAGUUGGUGCACAAUAAUGGGCCCACAUCCGCUAGCAUGCAUUUGUGGGCAUUUUUAGUGGCCACCUUGAUUAGCAUUGUUGCUAUAGGAAAGGCUUCGUCGACAUUUGGACGUAUUAAACCAGUCAUCGUUGCAGGUGUAACGCUGGGUCUCAUAGGGUCCGGACUUUUGACUCUAUUAAAUACCACAAGUACGCUUGGAGACACAAUAGGCUACUGUAUUUUGCCGGGCGCUGCUUUUGGAUGUAUUCUGCAGGGAACAUUGCUCAGCACCCAGCUGCAAAUUGACAGAGACGCGAUCGACUUCCACACUUUAUUUAUCGAGGCCACAGCAGUGAAUGCGUUUUUCAAGUCUUUGGGAAUGGCUUUCGGCGGUAUCAUGGCGACAAUGAUAUUCACGAAUUCGGUCAAAAACGACCUGAAGCAUUCUGGAGCCGGAUUACCACCUUUCACCAAUAUUGAAGCUUUGAUUGCUUACCGUGCCCAAAACUACGAUGGUUUAAACUCUGUUCUCUCCAAAAUAUUCGCCAAGGGUGUUCAAAAUGUGAUGUAUGCUGCGUUGGGUUCCUAUGCUAUAGCCUUCAUCUCGGGUCUUUUCACGUCCAAUAAGAGGCUUGUCUCACCGUCGAAAGGAGACGAUUUAGAGCAUUCUUCGGCAGAAAACACCGUGCAAGAAAAAACGAGCAGCACUCUACACCCAAAAGACAGUCAUCCAGUGGCAGAUGAGAGAUCAAAGUUACCUUUGCGGGAAAAGUUACUGACGGCCCUGAGAUCAAAAAGAAGUUCCUCAACUUCAUACAGUGACCAGUGA
This is a messenger RNA of Lachancea lanzarotensis, 1809 nucleotides long. Its product is annotated as LALA0S08e02146g1_1. The record is from RefSeq and is a predicted model, not a curated record. Lineage: Eukaryota; Fungi; Ascomycota; Saccharomycetes; Saccharomycetales; Saccharomycetaceae. The coding region runs from base 1 to 1809 and encodes 602 amino acids. Gene Ontology annotation, molecular function: transmembrane transporter activity. The transcript has a single exon. Gene Ontology annotation, biological process: transmembrane transport.